GCUGACGCGUGUCCUGCCCCGCAGCGCUCCGGCGCCGGCAGCCGGCCAUGGCCUCCAAGCUGCUGCGGGCCGUGGUGCUCGGCCCCCCCGGCUCCGGCAAGGGCACGGUGUGCGAGAGGAUCGCCCGCAGCUUCGGGCUCCAGCACCUCUCCAGCGGGCAGUUCCUGCGGGAGAGCCUCGGCAGCGGCGGCGAAGCUGGAGUCCUGGCUCAGCAGUACCUGGAGAGAGGUCUCCUGGUGCCCGACCACGUCAUCACGCGCGUGAUGCUGACGGAGCUGGAGAAGCGGCGGGAGCAGCACUGGCUGCUCGAUGGUUUCCCUCGCACGCUGGGCCAGGCCAAGGCUCUGGAUGGGAUCUGCCAGCCGGACCUGGUGAUCAGCCUCAACAUCCCCUUCGAGACGCUCAAGGAUCGCCUGAGCGCCCGCUGGGUGCACCCCGCCAGCGGCAGGGUCUACAACAUGGACUUCAACCCUCCCCACACACAGGGUGUGGAUGACCUGACAGGAGAGCCCCUGGUGCAGCGGGAGGACGACAAGCCCGAGGCGGUGGCUGCGCGGCUCAGGAAGUACAAGGAUGCUGCCAAGCCCGUGAUUGAGCUCUACAAGAGCAGGGGCAUCCUUUACUCCUUCUCUGGCACAGAGACCAACAAGAUCUGGCCCUACGUGUACACCCUGCUGUCCAGCAGGAUCCCCCCCAUCCUCUCAGAGGAGGAGCACUGAACAGCUCGUGCCAAGGACCAGCAUUUCAUUCCCUCGUGGAUUUGCUUCCCAGUGCAGUGCCAGGGCUGUGCUGGGGUUGGGUGAUGAUGAGCUGGGUGAUGUUGGUGGAUACCAGGAUCAGAUCUGUGUUUAGAAGGUCAAGCCUGCUGGAAUAAGGGGUUUUUUUCCCCCUCUUUUGGGGCUGUGGAGUUUUCCUGCCCGUGGUCCAUCCUGGAUUGGUGAUGCUGACCAGGGCAUUGGUCACUCCAGGUUUACACAGCUUUGCCAUGGUGUCCUUGCCAUCCCUUUCCAGCCCCAAUCCCUGGCUGAGCCCACAUGUGCCAUCCUGUUGCUUCACAGGACUGUUUACUGCUGAGGACUCUCUAGGCUGAGGUGGUUUUUUUUUUCUAUAAAUUAUUUUCUAUUAAAUGUAUUUCUCAGCCAAAAAGCAACACUUAGCCCAGUGGCAAUUUGGGGAGCAACGUGGAAAAUGUGUGUGCCACAAAGCUGAGAGGUGUGAGGCUCACAUUUCCAGCACUAACACACUUAAAAAAUGCAAAACAUUGGAGGUGAAAAACUCCCCUGUGCCCUUUCAUAGGGAGAGCAGAAUUCCCUGUCAGAAAAAGCUGCUGUGCAGGUUUUUAUGGAAUCUGUGAGAUGAGCAGGAUCUGGGCUGGGGAUGAGUUGUACUCCUUUGUGCUUUCCUGGUUUAUAGCUUUUAAUACCACCAGCUAGCAAUGUCCUGAGAGUUUCUCCCAAAGAUUUAUCCCCACUUCAGUUUUGGGCAGAAAUCAGCUCAUUCCAUCCUCUGUGCUGCCUUUGUCCCCUGGCCUGGGGGUCCCUCAGCUGUUCCUGCUGCGUUCCCCAGAGAAGUGACUCCCUCCCCAUGAAAUCCCUGAGAUCUUUCCUUCCUUGGGCUGCAUCCAGGGCCAUGGCCAGGUGCUUUCCCAUGAUUUACAGCAUCCCUGGAUUGUGUUGGGGCUGGGCUUUUCUCAGCUGGAAGUACUGUCACCCUCUUUUUGUAGGAUGCAGUGACCAAGCAAUGGGGACAAUUCUUGUCUCCUCAAGUUGCCUUAUUUUAUAAACUAUAUAUUUAAGAAAACAAAAUAAAAUAAAAGCAAGAUGUGAAUUUGUAAAGGUUUAAAAACAAACAGCCAACCAAACAAAAAAAAGUGCUGAAUUUUAGCAUCACCUUUUGGGAAUUGUGCUGCUGGAUCCACAGGGAAUGCUGCUUCUGCCAGGGGCUCACAGGAGGGCAGGAAUCUGGCACUGCCUGGCACUUCUUGGAUUAAUCAGAGCAGCCUGGGCACUUUUCUGCUGCUGGGUGUGCCUGGGUUUAUUUUUCUUUGGAGAGCUGCCCACAGAAGGGAAAAGAGAUUUUUUUUGGGAUUUUUUUCCAUGUGUGAAACUUCAGCACCUGCCUGGGUUUAUUUAUCCCAGCUGAGCAUCCUCGUGCUGAGCAAGGAUCCCCUAAAAUCUGCUUCAUCCUGGUGCUGUCCCCAGUGGAACCAGAGCAGGAUCAGUGCCCACAUCCCCCCUGCUCAUCCCUGCCCAAAGUGCUCCCACCCUGCUCCAGGUGGGAAUUUUCCAGCUGGGAACAGAGGGAAUGUCAGGUCUCACUGCUGUCCUUUCCGUGCCCUGGGAGGCAGCAAAUCUUCCAGGCAGCAGUGAAAGCCUAUUUCAGAAAGAUUUGGGAUUUUCCCAUGACCCUGGGAUGAAGGUCUGGGCUGGUUUUAGACACAAAUCCAGAAAUAGCCAAAACCUGUGUGCUGCUUUCUUUGUAAAGCUUUGGGCAGGAGGGGAGGAGGAUUUAGGAGUUUUUUCGGCUGUAAAAGCAGCUGAGUGCCAGGCAGAGGGGCUGACCCCUGCUUUGCCUUGUCCUGUCCUUCUCUCCUGCAAAAUUCCUCCUGAAGAGAGAAUUCCAGCAGCCCAGCACAGGACAGGUCUGCAGAUGCCUUUCCCAGCCUUUCAGCCCCACAAUAGGUGUAGAAAUCCCGCGGCUGUGCAUGCACCCAGCCCUCGGGAUGGAUUUUUCCACCAGACCUGUUGCAUUUUCCAGGACCAAAUUCCAGCAGGGAUGGGGCCCUGUCCCUGGCCGUGCUCCCCUUUGGUAUUUUACUGUGAAUCGCAAACCUUUUGUAAAGUCACAGCCAAUUUUGUACUGACCCGAGAUACUGUGUGGAGGGGGGAGCCCUCUCCUCCCUGGAAUGUCACGCCGAGUUUUUUCUUCCCGGAGAUUUUUCUUCCCGGAGUUUUUUCUUCCCGGUGAAUCGCUGCAACUGUGUUUCUGCUCUGGAGAUGUAAAUAAAGAUUUUCUCCUGCUGA
Molecule: messenger RNA, 3023 nt
Organism: Catharus ustulatus (Swainson's thrush)
Lineage: Eukaryota; Metazoa; Chordata; Aves; Passeriformes; Turdidae
Product: adenylate kinase 4, mitochondrial-like
Exons: 5
Coding region: 48-719 (223 amino acids)
Biological process (GO): nucleobase-containing compound metabolic process
Cellular component (GO): cytoplasm; mitochondrion
Molecular function (GO): ATP binding; nucleoside diphosphate kinase activity; AMP kinase activity
Source: RefSeq, a predicted model, not a curated record